This is a messenger RNA of Myxocyprinus asiaticus (Chinese sucker), 3531 nucleotides long. It is a transcript of the gene dpp6b, whose product is annotated as dipeptidyl-peptidase 6b. Bases 450 to 3026 code for a protein of 858 amino acids. The record is from RefSeq and is a predicted model, not a curated record. NCBI's taxonomy places the organism in Eukaryota, Metazoa, Chordata, Actinopteri, Cypriniformes, Catostomidae. Gene Ontology annotation, biological process: proteolysis. The transcript has 26 exons. Gene Ontology annotation, molecular function: dipeptidyl-peptidase activity; serine-type peptidase activity.
AGCUCACACUGACACUGCUGGCUUACAUAGAUCGUCUCAUUUUCAGAUAUGUAGUGAGAUAUUGUAAGCUCUAUUUAUUAAAUCCAGUGUCUGAAUGCAUUUUAAUAGAAGCUGUGUUAUAGCCGCUUUCCUGCAGACUGGCUAUAGAGGAAACAACGUGCUUUGAAUACAGAGGACUUUCUGUAGUACCGCCCGGGCGCGAGUCAAAGACUCAAAACAGAGAAAUUACUCUCAUAUUCUAAAGGAGCGCAUUUAUAGAUUCAUUUUUAAUUCGUCUUACUGCCUCUUACUGGCUUUCUUUUGUGGACAUCAGCCUCUGGGCUAUUCAAGAAGAAGAAAAAGAGCGUUUACCUUCUGCGGGAGAGGGAAAUAAAAUAAAACACAUUCAAGGAAAGCAGCUGAUGAGAUAUCUGUCGCUUUGAGAUGCUUUAGUAAUUUUAACUGGACUCAUGGCUUCGCUUUACCAGAGAUUCUCGGGGAAGAUUAAUACCAACAAUUCUUUUCCCCAUCCACCUGAAGCCAGUCGUCUCCUGGGUGGACAGGUUCCUGAAGACGAGAAUAAGGCGGGGAAGAGUCCCCAUCAUGCCGCAUCCCGACCUCCGGUCCAGUACCGCAAGAGAAACGCCUGCGAGGAUGAAGAUGAGCUGGUGGGGAGUAGUCCUCCUCAGAGGAACUGGAAGGGAAUCGCCAUCGCAUUGCUGGUCAUCCUGGUCAUCUGCUCUCUGAUCGUCACCUCCGUCAUUCUGCUCACACCAAGUGAGGAUGACAGUCUGGCCUUCAAGAAGAAAGUCACUAUUGAGGAUCUCUUCAAUGGAAAGCUCCAGGCCCAUGACCCUGAGGCAACAUGGCUUAGCAACACUGAACUACUGUACCGUAAUCGUGAGGGUGAUGUUGUCAAACUCAACGUGCUGACCAACUCCACAGAAGUUCUUGUGAACCACAAGAUGUUUGAGAGUUUCCGCAACCAGGGAUUCUACAAACCCACCAAAUACCAAGUGUCUCCUGAUCUAAAAUAUGUGCUGUUGGCCUACAAUAUUGUGCCGCUUUAUCAAUUUUCCUUCAUGGCCUAUUACAUCAUCUGCAGCCUUGAAACUCCGGAGAAAGUGGAACUGACCCCUAAUGAAGUACAGAACACUGCACUGCAGUAUGCUGGAUGGGGCCCCAAAGAACAACAACUGAUUUUCAUCUUUGAGAAUAACAUCUACUACAAAGCGAGAGUGAACAGUCCAUCAAUCCGCCUGGUUUCUACGGGCAGUCAGGGGGUCAUAUUUAAUGGACUGGCUGACUGGCUUUAUGAAGAGGAGAUCUUCCAGAGUCAUAUCGCUCACUGGUGGUCACCGGAUGGUCUCAGACUGGCAUAUGCCACCAUCAACGAUACUCUGGUGCCCAGGAUGGAGAUACCCAUGUUCACAGGCACACCGUAUCCCACCGGACAAGAGUACCGCUAUCCUAAAGCUGGAGAGGAGAACCCUGAUAUCUACCUGUCAGUGGUGAGUCUGAAUGGCCCUUUACACACAGUGAGGAUGAAAAAACCAGAGGAUCCAAGAAUCAGGAAGGAGUACUAUAUUACUAUGGUGAAAUGGGCCACCAGCACCAAGCUUGCAGUAAACUGGCUGAACCGAGCGCAGAACAACUCCAUCCUCACCUUGUGUGAAGCCACAACAGGCAUCUGCACUAAGAAACAUGAGGAUGAGAGUGAAAGCUGGCUGCACAGACAGAACGAGCCCCCGCUGUUCUCCAAAGAUGGUCUGAGGUUCUUAUUCACGAGAGCCAUUCCACAAGGAGGCAGAGGGAAGUUCUUCCACAUAUCCAUGUCCACUUCUCAGCCCAACAGCAGUACAGACACACUACAGUCCCUGACGUCGGGAGACUGGGAUGUGACACAGAUCUUGGCUUACAAUGAAGACACCAAACUUGUCUACUUUCUGAGUACAGAAGACAAUGCAACACGCCGACAUCUCUAUGGAGCCGAAACCACAGGCUCCUUCAACCGACGCUGUCUUUCCUGUGAAUUCAAUUGUGGUUACAUCAGUGGAUCGUUCAGUCCAGAUGCUAACUACUUCCUUCUUAACUGCAAAGGCCCCGGUGUACCGUACUCAGCAGUGUAUAGCACCACAGACGGACAGUAUAACAAACUGCUGGAUGUUGAGACCAAUGAAGAGUUGAACACCAGAGUGAACAACACACAGAUGCCCAAAGUAGAGUACAAGAAGAUCAGCAUAGAUGAUUAUUGUCUGAACAUCCAGAUCCUGAGGCCAGCAGGUUUUAUAGACACAGCGCAUUACCCCUUACUACUGCUGGUGGAUGGCACCCCUGGUGUACAGGUGGUGACUGAGCGGUUUCAGGUGGACUGGACUACAGUGCUGGUCAGCUCCUUCAACACUAUCGUCAUGCGUCUGGAUGGCCGUGGCAGUGGCUUUCAGGGCACAAACCUCCUCCAACGAGUGAAGAAGAAAUUGGGAGAAUUUGAGGAGAGAGACCAGCUGGAAGCGCUUAGAAUUAUAUCACAGCUUCCAUACAUUGAUGUCUCAAGAAUUGGAGUUUAUGGAAAGGCAUAUGGAGGAUAUCUGGCCGGCAGACUGUUACGCUCUGAUGAACCUCCAAACAUGUUUAAAUUCAAAAUUAAGUGCGGUUCUGCCGUCUCCCCAAUGACUGAUUUUACCUUAUAUGCUUCUGCAUUUUCUGAACGAUAUUUAGGAUCACCGCAGUCCAAUAAGAGAGAAUACGAGAUGGCACGUUUAGCAGACAACAUAGAGCAACUGAGGGACAAGAAACUACUGAUAAUUCACCCAACAGCUGAUGAGAAAGUCCAUUUUCAGCACACGGCCAAAUUUAUCACCCAUUUGAUAAAUGAAAAGGCUAAUUAUACACUACAGAUCUACCCAGAUGAAGGCCACUUUCUUCACUCUAAGGACUCACAGCAGCACCUGAGUCAGACACUGGUCAACUUCUUCGUAGAGUGUUUCAGACCACCAGAGAUACUGAUUGAGGAAAAACUGGAGCAGGACAACGAGGAUGACAGUUAAAUUUACAUUUGUGCACAAGCCAGCUUAUAGCCCAAUAUGCAAACUCCUCCACUUCAUUACUCCCUCCUCCAUUCCCUUGUUAGUUUUGAUGGGUUCUCCUGAGCCUCUGGACGGACCACACCCCUCAACGCUGACUGGCUUAUUGGCUCCAGGGAAGAGUUUGAAUGACUUGUUGGUAUAAGAACCUGUGGAUGUUGACCCCUCUCAUAUUCAUCAGUAACACUCAAGCAGUGUGUGAAAACUGGCUGGACUAGGUCGCCCUGUUGAUCAUUUUUGUCUUGUGUUCUUUGUAAUUAAUGAACAGCUGUUAGAAAGCUUUAAGAGAGGUUAACAGCACAAUACACACAAGCUGGAAGAAUAAUUGGCAGGGAAAGCUGCAAAUUGCCCUGUUGUAUCCUUCUGAUGAGUUUAAUCUAGUUAUUACUCAGUUUAGGGCCUUUAUUUGGAUAUACACCGAUCAGCCACAACAUUAAAACCACCUGCCUAAUAUUGUGUAGGUCCCCCU